Selaginella moellendorffii is the source of this 2624-nucleotide messenger RNA. RefSeq names its product COBRA-like protein 7. Lineage: Eukaryota; Viridiplantae; Streptophyta; Lycopodiopsida; Selaginellales; Selaginellaceae. Gene Ontology annotation, cellular component: membrane. Gene Ontology annotation, biological process: cellulose microfibril organization. The transcript is spliced from 2 exons. Gene Ontology annotation, molecular function: carbohydrate binding. The record is from RefSeq and is a predicted model, not a curated record. Bases 516 to 2486 code for a protein of 656 amino acids.
UUUUCGUUUUUGCUUUGCCUCCAACGUCUCGUUCCUUCCUUGUUUGUCCGGUGAAUCGCUCGCUCCUCUCCUCAACGUUUAAAGUUUGAUAGAUGAGUUUGUUGGUCGCGAGAUGGGGUCUUAAAAUCUGGUUUGGCGCUUGACAGGGUCUUCGGCGAUCGUGGUUUUAGAUUUUUCUUUUUUUUCUUCGUUGUGGGCCGCAGGCUAGAAGACCUGGAACGAUGGAAGAAAUCGUGGUUGCCGGCAUUGUCUCGCAAACAGGGGAAAAGGACGCUGCAUUUUAGCUAUAGUGAUUUUCGCAAACACGCGCUUAUAAUCCUAGCUAGCAAACGCGGAGGAACGAGCAACGCGGAGGGACUAGAUCGCGUCUAAAUGGAGGAAUGGGUCGCAGGGCUCGAGGAUCGGUAGCCCAAAUCCGGGCAGCAGCGCUGUAGGGCUUCUCAAUCGAUCGAUCGAUCGAUCGACACAGCGCGAGAGUUUGAGCGAGCGAGAGAUUCUAGAUUGAUAGAUGAGCUAUGGCGAAGAAUCGUGAUGAGAGAUUGCGGUGGAUCGGCUCCAGCUUCUUCCUCGUGGCGAUUUGGGCCUCUUGGGCAGCGGCGCAGCAGCCAGCGUUCGAGGACGCCUCCAAUUCCACAUGCCGGGGCGUGCUGCUCCACUACUCCAUCCGGCGCGUCGCCAAGAUCAGCCCCUUUCUCACCGAUGCCGCGCAGCAGCCCUAUCGAUUCGAGUCGGCGCUCCAGCUGAGCAAUCUGGGCUUCAGCGAGGUGAAGAACUGGCGCGCGUUCGUGGGAUUCCAGCACCGCGAGAUGCUCGUCCAGGCGCCCGGGGCGCUGCUGGCCGACGGCGAGAAUCUGCCAGUCACUGUGGCCCCUGCCGGCGCCACGCUCGCGGGAUUCCCCCAGACCGAUCUCCUUAACGCGGUCGAGACCGCCGGUGACACCACCAAGACCUCGGUGACGAUCAAUCUGGUCGGCACCGAGUAUGGCGUCGAGGAUUUCCCGCUGCCCGCCAAUAUCAGCUUCCCAGUGCCCGGCUACACCUGUGGAUCCGUCCAGAAGCUCGGAAAUGAUACGCUUCAGCUGUGCUGCACGGAGAAUGCGACCGCGAUCAACAGCACCAGCACGGAUCAGUUCGCGCUGCCGGAACCGGGCGACCUCACCAUUACCUACAGCGUGAUCCAGACCUUCACGGACAACUACUGGGCCGAGGUAGACAUCUCCAACGACAAUCCCCUGGGCCGGAUCGAUGGCUGGAACCUGACAUGGGAGUGGCAACAAGGCGAGUUCAUCUUCCAGAUGCGAGGCGCGCAGGCGCUCGACCAGGAUCAAACCGAGUGCCUCUCGGGCCCGGCGGGCGCUCACUACAAAGAUUUCGACUUCUCCACGGUGAUGAGCUGCAAUCGCCACCCGACCAUCGUGGAUCUUCCUCCCGAGCGAGCCAACGACACCAGAGUUGGGAUGAUCCCAUCGUGCUGCCGGAGUGGACUUCUCCUCCCGGCCACCAUGGAUCCAAAGCUCUCCAAGUCGGCCUUCCAGCUCUUCGUCUACAAGGUCCCUCCAAACCUCGACCGCGACACUCUCGCUCCCCCGGCCAACUUUAAGAUCGAUCCCAGGUACUCUUGCGGGCAGCCCCAGCUGAUCGCUCCCGUGGAGAAGCCGGAUCCCAGCAGCCCGACGAGGAUGAUCUCGGCGAUUAAGAGCUGGCAAGUUACGUGCAACAUGACCCGGAAUGGCAGGCUGGAGCAAGUCGGCCAAGUCGAGAACUUGGAGACGAGGCGAAAGUGCUGCGUUUCCUUCUCGGGUUUCUACAACUCGUCCGCGGUUCCAUGCCCGACUUGCGCCUGUGGCUGCUCCGCCAACUCCACCCUUCCUCGGCCUUCCUGUGACACAAGCUCGCAGGCGAUGCUCUUGCCUUCGUACGCGCUGCUGCUCCCGUUCCAGGACCGCAUUGGAAAGGCGCUCGAGUGGGCGAGGAUGAACAGGAAGCCGGUUCCAAGCGUGGCUCCGUGCUCGGACAAUUGCCCCGUGAGCAUCAACUGGCACGUCGUGUCGGACUUCACCGACGGAUGGACUGCCCGGCUCUCGCUGCUCAACUGGGACGAGACGGCCGUUCCCGAGUGGUUUGCCGCGGUGGAGCUCAGGAACGCGUUCCCGGGGCUCGAGCGGGUCUACACUCUCAAUGGGACUUUGAUCAACGACAACACCACCUUGUACUUCCAGGGGCUGCCAAACUAUAGCGACUAUCUCAACCGGAUCGACAAGAACAAUCCGGGGAAGCUCCAGGCAGUGAUCUCGUUCGACAAGAGGAAGACGCCCGGGAUCAACGUCACUGGCGGCGAUGGAUUUCCAACCAGGGUGGUGUUCAAUGGCGAGGAAUGUGCGCUCCCAGACGCGAUUCCAAUCAGUCAUGGAUAUCGUCUUCGCGCGGUGCCGAGGUUGGUUGUUUCGCUUCUCCUUGCUGCUGUUCUUGCGGCCUUUUGGCUGUGAAUGAACUAAGCUCUGAUCGAUCGAUGCAUCCAUCGUGGAAACUGUAAAUCUUUCUUUUGCCUUUAUUCCCUUCAUCUGCUGACUUUGGAAAAGUUUUGUUGUGCGGUUUUCGAUACGAAAAUAAAUAUGUUCUGGCUA